Molecule: messenger RNA, 576 nt
Organism: Penicillium chermesinum
Lineage: Eukaryota; Fungi; Ascomycota; Eurotiomycetes; Eurotiales; Aspergillaceae
Product: 2-hydroxy-palmitic acid dioxygenase MPO1
Exons: 4
Coding region: 1-576 (191 amino acids)
Biological process (GO): sphingoid catabolic process
Cellular component (GO): endoplasmic reticulum
Source: RefSeq, a predicted model, not a curated record
AUGGCCCUCAACCUGGAGAAACAGUUGAUCUUUUACGGGGCUUAUCACAACAACCCGGUGAAUGUUGCGAUCCAUAUAACAUGUGUCCCUGUCCUACUUUUCACGGGCAUUGUUCUGGCAUGUAAUUGUCCUCCUCUGUUCACUACGCCCGACAUCCUCACUUUCGAGUAUCUUCCUGCGAAUGCCGGCACCAUUGGCGCGUUCAUCUAUGCCAUCUUCUAUAUUCUCCUCGAACCAGUCGCAGGUGGCCUGAUUGCACCGCUCGUAAUCGGGUCAGCCGCGUACGGCAACUAUCUCCUCGGAAGCUACGGGAUGAUCGUGAACUAUUAUGCUGGAGGAAUUCACAUUGUGUCCUGGCUUGCGCAAUUCGUUGGCCAUGGUGCUUUUGAGAAACGGGCACCUGCUUUACUAGACAACCUCGUGCAGGCACUGCUGCUUGCGCCCUUGUUUGUCUGGAUGGAGAUUCUCUUCUUCUUUGGGUAUCGUCCGGAGCUGAAGCAGCGCUUCCACAAGAACGUGGAGGUCGAAAUUGCUAAGUUCCGUAAGGAGACGGCACAACAGAAGAAGAGCAAUUAG